CCUUCGUUAAUGGCCCAUCCUGGGUGAAUGACCGGCGCCGCUUCCAAUCGCUCUCCCCUCGGAGAGGCCGAGGGCGGGACCCGUGGAAAAGGAAACGCCGCGAUUCAGGAGGUGUGCGUUGAUUGACGUCGCCUGGGCCCAAUGCUCGCGCGGAGGUUCCCGUCCCCCUGGCUUUCUCCAGCCAUGGGCGGGGAGGGAACAAUGGGAGGAAAAGGAGGUGGAAGCCCCGGGAGGAAAAUGGCAGCGGGAGCGACGGCAGCGGGGAGAAGAGGCGCCUGCUUCCCGGCGCUGUUGGUGGCGGCCUCGGUGGUGUGCCUGGCCCAGGUUUCAGCUGUGGAUGUACACACACCAGCAGAACUUUCUGUGGAGAAUGGAACAGAGGCAAAACUUCCUUGCACCUUUGCAUCAUCAGAAGUGAUCAGCAGUGCGGCUUCUGUUACCUGGAGUUUUCAAGCAGAGGGAUCAACUACUUCUGUGUCGUUCUUCUACUAUUCCAAUGGGAAGGCAUACCCUGGGAAAAGUACACAAUUUAAAGACAGAAGCAGCUGGGCUGGAGACCUGAACAAGAAAGAUGCAUCUAUCAAUAUAGCAAACAUGCAGUUUCAAGACAAUGGAACUUACAUCUGUGAUGUCAAGAACCCUCCAGAUAUAGUUGUCACUCCAGGAGAAAUCAAAGUCAGAGUUGUGGAGAGAGGUACAGUAGUCCCUGGAAACUUGCCUCUGUUUACCCCUACCCUUGUGGCGGGAAUAAGCAUUGGUGGAGUUCUGGGUUUAGGUUUACUCAUCAUUCUUAUUGUGUGUGUCGUGUACAGAAAGAAGAAUUCUAAAAAACAUUACUCUGGCUGCAGUACCUCUGAGAGCUUGGUGUCUCCAGUUAAGCAGGCUCCACGGAAGUCCCCCUCUGACACAGAGAGUCUGGUAAACAGCGUGCCCACCCGAUCACACCAGGGCCCAGUAAUUUAUGCACAGUUAGAUCACUCCGGAGGGCAUUGCAGUGACAAGAUCAUCAAGUCAGAAUCUGUGGUCUAUGCUGAUAUUCGGAAAAACUGAGAAGAUCCCAGCCUACCCAAAGCUAAACAAAAAUUCAAACUGGAAUCGCUUGAAUAAAGUUGACCCAGAGAACUCACAUGUGGCCUUUGACGCCUAGGCUAGGACCAAUGCAUGUGUAUACAGAGAGAAAGAGAUUAUAUAUGUAUUGUGUGUAAAUAGUCUUAUUUAAUCGUACAGAAAUGAGACCAAUGUUGCAUGUUGAACUAUGAUAAGAACUCUGCUUAUAAAUUGCCAAUAUUUUUUUUAUAUUUAGGAUAAGGGGAAGAAAGCAAAUAUUCAUUUUACACCUUUAGGUAAUGUGUCUUUGUUCUGUGGAAAAACUGGAAAAUUCCUGGAUAUUCUAGUGCAUUUGAUAUUUUGUUUUUUACAGAUUCUUUCCUUUUUAUUGAAAUGGACAUUAGAACUGUUUCUGCAUGAUUCCUUUUCCUAAUUUGGUGCUUUUUACACUCGAUUAUACUUCACUCUUGUCCUUUCGUUCCAACACCCUUGUUUUGCAAAGGGAAAAGCUCUUACCUGCCUUCAACUUCCAGCAUGGUUUCCUCUUGGCUAGAGCCAAGGUUUUAUUUCAGGACACUGACAAACCUUUGUCCAGUUUUAAUGUAAAGCUAUAAAUGAAAUGGCUUUUUUAACUUUAUGAAUUUUCAGUAGGCAAUUCUAAUAAUGAAAUACUAAUAAAGCCCCCCUUUUACUUUACUCUUUCUCCUUUAUAGUUCUAAAUGCAAGUUCUUCUGGGUCUAGUGGGAUUUCUGCAAUAAAAAUUAAAUCCAUUAUUUUUGAACAAAAAUAGGGUAACGAAGUGCUAAGUGGAUCUUCAGUUUGAUCCUAGUAAGACUUACUUGAAGUUCUUGCAUUUGUCUGCUACUGGUAAAUUUUAAAAAGCUUAUCAGAUGUUGCUAUUUCAAGAAGAAAUAGCUAGAAUUCUCAGUAAUCCUUUUCUGCUGUUUUAUUCCACUGCCAUAAGGGGGCACUUCAUGGAAGGCAUGAAGUAUGAUGGGAUAUUAAGCGUGAGCUUCCAAAGGACAGGGUCAAGGUCCUUCUGACACUAGUUCUUUGACUAAAUACAGUUUUACCUUAAAACAAGAAUGGCUGUUGUUUCUUUGCUGUGGGAUGAGCUGUGCAUCCCUGCCUUUGUUUUAUGAUGACAUUAAGCCUCUGAACCCACAUUUAUUUUCUCCUUUCACCCCACCAGUGUUUCAGGCAGGUGGUCUGCUGCUAUUUUGGUCAUCUUGCAUGUUUUUCUGCUUAUGCAUUUUCUCAGCAACCUUUUUUAAAGUAUAGCAUUAAAUGUUCUGAGUGGGGAUUUCUUCUUGGCUAAAUCAUGGUGUGACCAAGUACCACUAAGGAUUUGAUGAAGCUUAGAGGGAAAUAAUUUUUCCCCUGGCAGGCUCUAUCAGAUUUUAUCUUAAGUUGUGUGUGUCCUUAAUAUAUUGGUUUUCAAAAUAUCUUUUACAAAUUCAGCAAGAAUGGUUGAUUAAUAUGUUAUUCUGUGGCUGGUUUAAUGUUCUACCUUGUCAUCUCAGUAAUGAAAUUUGGCUGCAACCCUGAGCCCCUUUACCAUGGAAGUAAAUUCCAUUAAUCGGUCUUGCUUUUUAAUAAAUACGAAUAGGGUUGUACUUCUUUUGUCAACUUUGGUUUAUGAAAAUGCUUCUUCUGAGGGGUUAUUUUAUCUUGAAAUAAGAAAUGAUGCUUCUAGCCUAAUUUAACUGAAGGCUUCUUCAAGAAGCCUGAAUUAGAGAACUACUGUUAGUAGCUUUAUCUAAAUUUGUAGCAAAGAUUGGUUACAGCAAGUGGUCAUCAAUGACACAUAAAUGAUAUAAAUGAAACAACCCUUCAGUUCCUUUUCUCUCUUUUGAACUCUUUAACUGUGACACUUGCUUAUUGGAGCAACUUCAAAGAUUCAUCUAUGUGGUCUUAUUUCAUGUAGCCUGCUGUCACAACAAAGUCAUGGCAAAAUUUGUGUUAUAGCAUCUGCUAUUUCCUGUGUUCCUCUGGUUUAACUUUCCUGGGGUCUGUUUCAGAGUUUGUACCUCAUGAUUUAACUUGGCUAGAGAGAAUUCUUCUACUGCCUCUUAUUCUAGCCAGUCUCUUGAUGCUCCAUUGUUAUAAGACUUUCUCUUUUUAUUGUGAAAUGGUGAAUAUUUGCAUUUGUACAUAAGUACAUUGCAGAUGCAUUAGAUGUGCUUGUCAUAUUUUUGUUUUACCAGAAAUGCUGCAUCAUGAUGAAUUUUUCACAUCUUCCUUAUACCAAGCGUCCACCCCACAGGUUUUUAUGCAUUGUAUAACAUUAUGUUAUACAAUAAUAGGGGUAACAGAAGUGCAUUUUGAGAAAUCAGUAAUCCUAGAAUCCAUUCCCCAACAUUAACAUUACAGGAGUAAACAUGAAUGAGAAUGUAGUGAAGAUUAAUUCAAGGAUAAUGACAGAGAAAUAUAAAUUCAACAGUAAUGCCAAUAAUCUCAGUGCACCAAUCGGGCCACCCAUUUUAGAGAGCUUAUGAAGCUAUUCUUAAUAUUAAAAAUGUUUCUUUAUGGAAUGCAACCUUCUGCAUUUUCUCUUCUGUCACUCUUCUUUAUUCAUUUGAGAAAAUAUUAAAAAUUAAGAUGCUUUUAAAAGCUUCAUGUGAACUGCUCAGGUCAUUCUUAGUUUGCUUGUUCUCUUUAGAGCAGGAAUGUAUAGAAGGUAGGCUUCUAUCAAUUAACAGACCAGUAAGAAACUGCAGGUAGACCAUUGAACAAGUGGAAGGUUGCUGGGAUUCUUACAAAGAAUCCCAGCUUCGAUUAAAUUUGGCCUGAAGGAGCACACCACAUAGUCUUAACUGAGAGAAUCACAUAAUAGAGAUAAGCUUUGCCUUAACUUUAUGAGAUAUGAAGUACUCUUGCUUCAUAAAUAUAAAACACAUAACUAGAACCUUGUGUAAACAAAAAUGUAGAGCACAUGAGAAAGGCCACCCUUGUUUUAGAGCUACCUCUUGUAAGAGAUACUUUUUUGCACAAAGGAAAAAAAUAUGUGUCUCUGUCCCCCAGUACAAGAUAAUAGAUUGUCACUACCAGGAGCAACAAAAACCUAAAGGUGGAUGUUUCACAUGAACAUUAGUGUUUCAUAUAUGCAAACAGUUUGAACUUAUAUUCAUUAAUGUACAUAAUUCAGUGCUAAUCAUAGGCACUUGAACAAUAGACUGUAGACUUAGUUGCAGUGGAACAAUUUCUUAUUCAAGUCUUUGUAUAACAUCACAGAUUUUUUUAAAAAAUCCUUUUCAUUCUAACAUCUUUUACUUGGGAAAUACAGCACCUUGGUUGUUUUAAUCUUUAUCCAAUAGACAUUUCCUUGACAUUAUUUUAUUACAUUGCCAUCAGCCUUGAGUCUCUAUAUCAGGAGAAAAGGGGGAUAAAAAUAAAGUAAUAAUUGGGUUGGCACUAAGUUCCUAAUUUGGGGAUCUCUGAAGUAAUACAUUGGGUAUUUUUUUUAAAAUAUGAAAACUGAUCAUUUGUUUUCUGCAUGCAUGCCGGUUCUCCAGAAUUUCAGUAGAGCCUGGAUACUGUUCACUGUGUGGAACAAACAUUGUUUUAAAAUGUCCUCCUAUCAGUAUUCCUUUACCACCUUCAAAACCGAGUAGUUGAUCACUUGGCAAGCACAAGAAGUAUACAAGGCCUCUGGAGAGUUCCCUCUCUGAACAACCCUCUCCCAAGCAUUUUGGGGAACUUCUUCAGUCAGUGGAUGUUCACUACUGGCUCUUAAUCAUUGGUAUAGCUUUUUCUGAUAAUACUUCAAACCAUAUAAAAGUAGUGGCCUGACCAUCCUUUAGCUCAUUUGUCUGUAGUGAGUGUAUGCCAUGAUCUCCUUUGUAAAUAGUAUCUUAGUUUUAAAGACUCAGUCCUGUUAAUUUUAGUUUGCCCAGAUUCACCUUUCCUCUAUUUUAGGCAAACCAAUUAGAAGGCUAGUUUUCAAAAUUUCAAGAGUGGAGUGUAGCCAUUUUUGUCUGUUGCUACAAAACCAAUCUUGUUUAUUGGCACCUCAAAGAUUGACCUGUUUCUUUUUCUUAACUUUUCAUGGAUUGAAACUCACUUCAUCAGAUGCAUGAAGUUUCACCUUAGUAGUCAAGACACUUAUUUAUAUGCUGGGCUGAAUACUGGAAAUACAGAAAAUGCCAGUAAGUUAUGAUCAUACCAGUGGUCAUUUAACAAGUUGAGAGAAGAUGUCAAAGCAUGACCAGCAGAUUAGCACCUGUAUAAUGAAGAAAAGUGUUUUGUGCAAUCCCAAGUUUGAGAGAGAGCUUCAUAAAUUAUAUCAUUUGUGUAUGAGGCUUUGUCUCUUGCUAGAGUACUUUGUGCAUCUGCCGUAUCAACAUGUGACGUGUGAUUAGAAAAACUUGAGUUGUUUGUUUUAGCUUUUUUGAAAUGUAGGUGACCUCUGUCUCGCAACUUGCUCUGUAUAUGCAGUUUAAAUGCUUUCCCUUGUGUCCAGACAGUCCUGGUGAAGUGAGCAGUUGUUCAGUCAUCUACAGAUGAGCCCUGAAAUCUGUAAAGUCUUGUUCAUAGUUUACAUAUUCUUGUGCCUGUCUAAAAACAUUGUAAAAUCACAGUUGUUUUAUUUGUACUGGAUUGGUGGGACUAGUCCCUUUUAUGAAAUCCUGUUUCCAAGUUAAGAUGCAGGAGAACACCUCAAUCAUGUGUAAGGGCAAUUUUCCUAUGGUGCUGUAUUUAAUGCCCCUUUUCUGUGAAAGGCGAUCAAGAUCUAAUAAAGGACUCCCGGCUGUGAAAUUGAACUCGCCAAACCUUGGACUACCUUCUCAAGAUCUCCCUUUGCUCUAUACAGCUCCACACAAUGCAGCUACUGACAUGUUUUCUACUUUGUUUCUGCACUUUUUAAAAACUGGAAAUGAAUUUGUCUUGUACAGUUUUUCCUUUGCCCCCUUUCUCACAAGCAACUGCUGCAUAGAGCAGAAAGGACUCUGUGGGCUUAUCUGGAGAGCACCACUAUGGGGCACCACAUGAUGCUGCUGCUAAAUUGGAGGGGUGGGGGAGAAAGAGGUAAACACCUAUAAAAUAGGUGUAUAAUUUGGGGUAAAUGUAUGUUCUAUGUGGUCUCUAACAUUAAAUUGGGAACUGGCAGUCACAUAUAAUUUGUACUAACUUUUCAGUUGAACACACAUCCCAUCAGAUAUUUACAUGUUUUCUAUUGUACUCUUGUGAAUAUUUUAAUACACUUUUUCCAUUA
Messenger RNA from Anolis carolinensis (green anole), 6262 nucleotides. Its product is annotated as myelin protein zero-like protein 1. Gene Ontology annotation, cellular component: cell surface; plasma membrane; focal adhesion. Bases 142 to 1050 code for a protein of 302 amino acids. Lineage: Eukaryota; Metazoa; Chordata; Lepidosauria; Squamata; Anolidae. The record is from RefSeq and is a predicted model, not a curated record. The transcript has 6 exons.